Messenger RNA from Talaromyces amestolkiae, 11511 nucleotides. RefSeq lists its product as uncharacterized. Gene Ontology annotation, molecular function: protein binding; transcription coregulator activity. Gene Ontology annotation, cellular component: NuA4 histone acetyltransferase complex; SAGA complex; nucleus. The transcript has 4 exons. The coding region runs from base 1 to 11511 and encodes 3836 amino acids. The record is from RefSeq and is a predicted model, not a curated record. NCBI's taxonomy places the organism in Eukaryota, Fungi, Ascomycota, Eurotiomycetes, Eurotiales, Trichocomaceae. Gene Ontology annotation, biological process: DNA repair; regulation of DNA-templated transcription.
AUGACGGAGGCAAAGAUUGAUACCUUUGUGAGGAAUCUCACUAAUGAGAAAUGGGAAGUUGCGAAGAGAGCAAAUGUCGCCGUCGAGCUGCGAGAUACUAUGGAAACCUUUUGCUCUGGUCCUAGCUAUUCUAUAUUUCUGACGAAGCUAUGGCCUGUUUUCAAGAAUCUUUUGAAGGGGGACCCGGUAUUCACAACUUCCUCAUUCGAUCAUAAAUUACGAAACUGCCUUCUCGAAACGUUGCAUCGUCUGCCCACAGCUUCGCCCGAUGUCGAGCCCUUCGCAGUUGACAUGGUGGAUACCUUGAUGCAGCUCGUCAGAGUUGAGAAUGAAGAAAAUGCCGUCCUGUGUAUGAAGACCAUCAUGGAUCUGGUGCGCAACCAGGUCAAGGCAACAGCGUCGCGAGUCCAGCCUUUCCUCGAACUCAUCCAGGAGAUGUUUCAGGGUAUGGAGGAAGUGGUGCGGGACACGUUCGAUACACCAGCACAAGGCACAACACCUGGUAUGCCUUCGACACCGGGUGCCGUUUCUCAAACCUUUCAAUCUCCGCGACCAUCUUCUCCCAGUACCUCAGUCUCAGAGCUGGGUUCCGAUCAACAGGCGAAUCAUCAUCUUCAAAAGGGAAUGCAGUCGUUCAAGGUGUUAGCCGAAUGCCCCAUCAUUGUCGUUUCUAUCUUCCAGGCGCAUCGUACCACGGUAAAUGCCAAUGUAAAGCUAUUCGUCCCGCUGAUCAAGAGCAUCUUGCUCCUACAAGCUAAACCACAGGAGAGAGCACAUGCGGAAGCCCAUGCUCAGGGAAAACUGUUCACUGGGGUGUGCAAGGAGAUCAAAAAUCGAGCUGCUUUUGGCGAAUUUAUCACCGCUCAAGUCAAAACAAUGAGUUUCCUUGCCUAUCUUCUCCGUAUGUAUGCAAAUCAUUUGCAGGAUUUCUUGCCAACGCUUCCUGGAGUUGUUGUUCGGCUGUUGCAAGAUUGUCCACGUGAGAAGUCCAGCGCGAGGAAGGAGCUGCUGGUCGCCAUCCGUCACAUCAUCAACUUUAACUAUCGACGGAUAUUUCUUGUUACAAUCGACCAGCUCUUGGAUGAGCGGACACUUAUCGGAGAUGGUUUGACGGUUUACGAGACUAUGCGACCUCUUGCAUAUAGCAUGCUUGCCGACUUGAUUCACCAUGUGCGAGACCAUCUUACGAGAAACCAGAUUCGCAAGACUGUGGAAGUAUACACCAAGAAUCUUCAUGACGAGUUCCCAGGAACCAGUUUCCAGACAAUGAGUGCAAAGUUGUUGUUGAACAUGGCUGAGAAAAUCUCGAAGCUGGAAGACAAGCAAGAUGCCCGGUACUACCUUAUCAUGAUUCUAGAUGCCAUUGGAGACAAAUUUGCCGCUAUGAAUUACCAAUUUGAUAAUGCCGUCAAAGUUUCCCGCGCAAACAAAGAGCGUACAGACUCAACUCCUGAGAACUAUCUUUCCGAUCGCGACUCGCCUCCAGACUGGGACGAAAUCGACAUUUUCACAGCUGUUCCCAUCAAGACUUCUAAUCCUCGCGAUCGAGGUGGUGAUCCAGUUUCGGACAAUUUGUUCCUGUUCAAGAACCUGAUCAAUGGCUUGAAAAACAUCUUCCACCAAUUGAAGAAUUGCAAUCCGACACACAUACAAAUCGAUCCCAGUAACACACCGAUUAACUGGCCAGAGGUGUCGUAUGGUUACAAUGCCGAAGAGGUCAAAGUCAUCAAGAAGCUCUUCCAUGAAGGUGCCCGUGUCUUCCGUUACUACGGCGUCGAUCAACCUGCACCUGACAUCAACUACUCUUCUUCAUUUGAGUACCUUGCCAGCCAGUAUACUGCUCCUAUGGGCCCUCAAGAGAAGGAACUUCUUGAGAGCUUUGGAACAGUAUUCCAUUGCAUUGACACGGCGACCUUCCAUGAAGUCUUUCACAGUGAGAUUCCUUAUCUUCACGAAUUAAUGUUCGAGCACCCUGCUCUCAUUCACUUGCCACAAUUUUUCCUUGCAAGUGAAGCAACCUCUCCUGCCUUCUCUGGUAUGGUCCUCCAAUACCUGAUGGAUCGUAUACAAGAAGUCGGAACGUCAGACAUGGCAAAGGCCAAGAUUCUCCUGAGGAUGUUCAAAUUGUCUUUCAUGGCCGUCACUCUUUUCUCAAACCAAAACGAGCAGGUUCUCUAUCCCCACGUCACCAAAAUUGUCACGAAAUGCAUCGAGUUAUCUGUGACCGCCGAAGAGCCAAUGAAUUACUUCCUUCUGCUACGUUCACUCUUCCGCAGCAUCGGUGGUGGGAGGUUCGAAUUGCUAUACAAGGAAUUGCUUCCACUAUUGGAGAUGCUUUUGGAGACUUUUAACAAUCUUUUAUUGGGCGCUCGCAAGCCUCAAGAACGCGAUCUCUACGUCGAGCUAACUUUGACUGUGCCGGCACGUCUAAGUCAUCUCCUUCCUCACCUUAGUCAUUUAAUGCGCCCAAUCGUGGUUGCUUUGAGAGCAGACUCGGAUUUAGUUGGGCAAGGAUUGCGUACUCUUGAAUUGUGCGUGGACAAUUUAACAGCCGAUUACUUGGACCCCAUCAUGGCGCCUAUCAUGGAUGAAUUGAUGACCGCACUCUGGGAUCACUUACGACCACACCCUUACAGCCAUUUUCACUCCCACACGACGAUGCGGAUCCUGGGUAAAUUGGGUGGUCGCAACCGCAAAUUCUUGAAUCACCCACCAGAACUGUCUUUCCAGCAGUUCGCCGACGAAGUUCCUAGUUUUGAUGUCAGGUUGAUCGGACCAAACGAGAAGCGACCGUUCCCAGUCGAGAUUGGCGUCGAUGUAGCCUACGCAAAGCUGAUGGAAAUCCCAAAGACACCCGCAGCAAAAGCUUCAGACGCAUAUUACAAGCAGCAGGCUUUCCGUAUGCUCAGCUCUCAGCUGAAGCUUUAUAUUGGCUAUGACAACCUGCCCGAGGACCUUGCAUCCCUUAUUCGCCUUCAAGCCGAUGAUCUUUUGGAGAGCAAAAUCCAGGGGCCUGCUGACAUAUUUGAUAAAUCCGAGAGAUCCAGCUCGAUCCCGAAGAAGCUCAUCCAAGAGGAAAGCUUGAAAAAGCUGCUCAAGGCAUGUUUCUUUGCGACUUCCAUUCUCGAUCUUGAGCAAACUGCGACCAGCUUUGUUGCAGAUGUCUGCCGUCAUGUAGUCGUUGUUGAAGUGGGUCGAGCAUUGGCACAGGCUAGACAUACUCGACGACCGUUUGAUGUGAACAGUGGCGAAGGUCCUGUCUACUUGGAUUCUCGUUUGCUUGCGAAUGUCAUCGUGGACUGUUUGUCAUCUGACGAUGCCAAAAUGCGAGACUCCGCCAAACGGGCUAUGGAAGACAUCAAGGCGGCUGCUGGUGUCAUCUUCGGCGGUGCCGACAAAGCUGCCAAGUUACCAUUCUGGCAACACCUGGGUCGUGUGUUCUGCCAUAGCUGUCACAGCGAAGAAUGGUUCACUAAAGCUGGAGGUAGCCUAGGUAUCCAUCUUCUGGCUACCGAGCUAGACUUGGGUGAUAGCUGGCUAUUUGAGCGACAAUCCGACUUUGUCCGCGCCUUGAUGUAUGUCAUCAAAGACACGCCUGCUGAUCUUCCUGCAAGUACUCGUAUCAGAGCACAGGCAACCUUGGAGCUUAUUCUUAGACGGUGCAACAAGGGCAUCUCAAAGGAUGACUUGAAGAACGAAAAGAGUCGUCUCUAUAUGCUCUGUGGCUUUUUCAUCUAUGAGUUGUCACACAUGAAUAAGCACGUUCGAGAGACGUCACAGAAAUCAUUUUCCACACUUGCCGAAGUAAUUGGCUGUGAGGCGCAUGAGCUCAUGCUACCGGUCAAGGACCGUCUGCUACAAUCGAUCUUCAAUAAACCUCUCCGAGCUCUUCCUUUCCCUGUGCAAAUUGGAUUCAUUGACGCCAUUACGUUCUGCCUUAGUCUCCACAAGAACAUUGUUGUCUUCAACGAGGCCCUGAACCGCUUGAUGUUGGAGUCCCUGGCUUUAGCUGAUGCAGAGGACGAAUCUCUAGCCUCCAAGCCAAAUGAGUUCAAAAAUGCGGAUAUGAUUGUCAAUCUUCGAGUAGCGUGUCUUCGCCUACUUUCGAUGGCCAUGAGUUUCCCCGAAUUUGGUGCUGGUCCUAACGCUAGUAGCCGAAGCAGGGUCAUUUCUGUCUUCUUCAAAUCUUUGUAUUCAAAAUCUCCGGAGAUCAUUGAAGCUGCAAAUGCUGGCCUGCGCGAUGUACUCACACAGACAAACAAGUUGCCGAAAGACCUGCUUCAGAAUGGUCUUCGCCCUAUCCUCAUGAAUCUACAGGAUCCCAAGCGGUUGACUGUUGCUGGUCUCGAUGGCUUGGCUAGACUUCUGACCCUGCUGACCAAUUACUUCAAGGUUGAAAUCGGACAGCGUCUUCUGGAGCACAUGAAAGUCAUUGCAGACGACGCCACGCUACAAAAAGUUUCGUUCAACCUUGUCGAGCAGAAUCCGGUGAUGAAAAUCGUCGCUUCAAUCUUUAACAUUUUCCACCUUCUUCCGCCUGCAGCCACGACUUUCAUGGAGAGCUUAGUCAACAAGGUUAUUGAUUUGGAAGAGAAGCUACGUCGUACUUCGAACAGCCCAUUCCGCAAACCUCUCGUGAAGUACCUGAACCGUUAUCCCAAGGAGAGCUGGGCUUUUUUCCAACAGCGCUUCAAUGACGAGCGUUAUGGUCGCUUUUUUGGCCAGGUGCUAGCUGAUUCGGACAGCGCAGUGCUUCGAUCUGCCGUCAUUGCAGACACCGAAGGCUUCAUGAAUGCAGCUUUCGGUACAGAGCCAAGCGAUGAAAAGAACACAGCAGCAAUCAAUGCGAUAUACGUCGUUCAUUCUGUUUGUACGCACGAACCGAUGAAGAAAUGGCUCUUGAACCAGCCUAGUCUUCGACCGAAGCUACUUAGUGUUGGCCGAGAUCUUGAGAUCAAAUUGCGAAACGACAAGCUUCCCGCUAGCGAGCGGUUGAGAGUUGAGCAGGCCGAGGAUCAGUUGAUGGACGUUUUCACGAUCUAUCUAGCCGAUUCACUUCAAGAUCUCGACUUCCUAUUUGAGGUUAUUGGCGGGUUGUCCGCUGACGAGUUGAAGAGGACUCUUGCUUUCCCGAAAUUCAUUUACAAGCACAUCAUAACAAAUGAGUCCAUUGAUUAUAGGAGGUCUGUCAUUAUGAGAUGUCUUGACUUAUAUGGGCAACGUACGUCAUCUCAGAGGAUGAAAACAUACGCCUUCCAUAACCUCGUGAAUCCCAUCUUUGCCAUGGAUGUACAAGCGAACUGGAACAGUCCACCAAACAUUCCCAAACUGAUGGACAAGAGUAUGACGGAAUCGAUCCAGAAUCGUUUAUGGCGACCACAGGUUGGCGAUAUCACAGAGGAAUCAAAUCAGCCCGGUGUGGAUCAUUCGCGCAUGGAGCUCCUACAGCUGUCUGCCCUUUUGAUCAAAUAUCACUCUCAAACUGUCCAGGAGUCGCGCAAGGAUAUCAUCAAAUUCGCGUGGAAUUAUAUCCGUCUAGAAGAUAUCAUCAACAAGUACGGCGCGUACGUGCUUAUCAGCUACUUUAUUGCUUAUUAUGAAACUCCCUUCAAGAUCGUGAUCCAAGUUUAUGUGGCUCUAUUAAGAGCGCAUCAAAACGAAGGCAAAGCUCUAGUGACCCAGGCUCUUGACGUUCUUGCUCCUAUCAUGCCCACAAGGAUUGCAGCGCCCAAUCCAACUUCGCAACAGGCGCCCGAUCUCCGAUACCCAAUCUGGGCUAAGUGGCCGCGUCGCAUUCUCGCAGAAGAGACGGCGAACUUGCAGCAAGUCAUGAGUAUCUUCCAGUUCCUCGUCCGACAACCAGAACUCUUCUAUGAUUCUCGAGAACACUUCAUUCCUCUUAUCGUGCCAUCGUUGAGUAAAAUUGCUGCUCCACCAAAUCCUUCGAGCGAAAGCAAAAAAUUGGCUCUCAAUCUCAUUGGACUCAUCUGGCACUGGGAAGAGAAGAGAGUCCGUGCAAGUAACCCUGGGGGUACCGCAUCGGAAUCCCCAAACUCGAGAAAGCGCAAACUCGAUGAAACUUCCCAACCCGAGUCCCUUUCCUUGCCAUCAAAGACUGAGUACAGCGUCCCGCCAGAAAUGCGAGCGGCGCUCAUCAAGUAUCUGAUUACCUUCAUAACCACACUUCCCGAGCGGUAUCCUGUCCCAGCAUUCAAGCUUCGCGAUCUUACUACAGUGAAGCCUCAACCUCCAGUUGUCACAGGAGACAUGGUCAAGAAAGCGAUGCAGCUAUUGACAAAUCUACUUCAACCGGAAUAUUGGGGCGAUCUGGAUAUCGAUUUGUAUCCAAAAGUCACCGAGCCGAUCCUCACGGGCGAGAAAGCCGAGAAACCUGAUGAGAAGCAAACGACUAGCAUGAUUAAUACUUUGCAAAUCCUCCGUGUACUCAUUGCGUCUAAGCCGGAUGAAUGGAUUAUCAACAGGUUGCCAUUGAUUCAAAAGCUCUUUGAGAAGCCAUUACGCUCGGAUAAUCCGGAGAUUCAGGACUGCUUGCAUGGCACAGACGAAGAUGCGAACUUGUCUCCCAAAAUUUCACCUCCCAUCAAGCGAGUGUUAGACGCUCUUCCUGAAGAUCAGCCAGAGGAGGAAGAUGGUAUGGACAUGGAUAGUUCUCCGUCAGAAUUCGUGACUUUCUUGUCUGCGAUCGCCACCGAGGGACUCUCUAACAACAACUACGUCUCCAGUCUCAACGUGUUAUGGACUCUAUCCUCAAGCAGACCCGCAGAAAUCGAUGCACAUAUUCCUCAAGUGAUGAAAGCCUUCUCCCAGAAAUUAGCAAAGGAACACGUUGCUGCUUAUGCUACCAACAUACCUUCUGGUCAGCUUCCUGGAAUCAAGCAGGGAGAAAAUGGUACUUCGGAUCAACAGGAGUUUGAAAUUGGGGUUGACCUCAUUUUGAAAACUAUUGAUGUGAUCUCCAUUCGCAUGUCCAAUCUUGGUGACCAACGCCGGCCGUUCCUUAGUGUUCUUGCCCAACUUGUUGAGCGGUCACAAAACAUCAAACUCUGCAGCAAGGUGCUUGGAAUGGUUGAAUCUUGGAUUUUCCACUCCACAGAGUCAUGGCCAACGCUUAAAGAAAAGACCGCUGUUCUCCAUAAGAUGUUGCUCUUCGAAACUCGUCCCGAUCAAACAAUGCUCAAGAAGUUCCUCAAUUUGGUCAUUCGCAUCUAUGAGGAUAACAAAAUCACACGAACUGAACUAACAGUCAGACUGGAGCAUGCUUUCCUGAUCGGUACGCGUGCCCAAGAUGUGGAAAUGCGAAAUCGAUUCAUCACAAUCUUCGAUAAGAGCUUGACUCGCACAGCCAGCUCUCGACUAAGCUACGUCAUGACUUCGCAGAAUUGGGAUACACUUGCCGAUUCGUUCUGGCUGGCACAAGCUGGGCAUCUUCUCAUGGGUUCUGUGGACAUGAACACGCCUGCUCGGUUAUUACCCGAUGAUAUGACCGUGUAUCCGAUAUCAUUCCUGUUCAGUGCCGCCGAACAAGAUCCUAGAAAAGCAGAUGUGAUAGUCGACAAUCAACUAGAGAGCCUUGUCGCUGAGUGCAAACGUUUUGCUGCUGACAUUGGAGACGUGAGAACACGGGAUCUCCUUGAGCCUCUGUGCCAGCUCCAGCAUACCGAUCCCAAGACAUCAUACAAGCUGUGGACUACCUUGUUUCCCACGAUAUGGUCAACCUUGUCAAAAGAUGAACGCAUUGAUCUAGAGAAAGGCAUGGUCACUCUUCUUACUCGAGAGUACCAUCAGAGGCAGAUUGAUAAGAGACCCAACGUUGUGCAGGCACUUCUUGAGGGAGCUGUGCGGUCCACGCCUCGGUUCAAAGUUCCACCACAUGUCAUGAAGUUCUUGAGUAGGACAUAUGACGCCUGGUAUACAUCCGCAGUGUACUUAGAAGAAUCUGCAAAUAAACCCACCAUCGACACUCCUGUAGUGCGAGAAAGCACCCUUGAUGCACUUGUUGAGAUAUUCGCUGGUCUUCAGGAGGACGAUUUCUUCUAUGGUACCUGGCGAAGACGAUGCAAAUUUGUGGAGACAAACGCAGCCUUGUCCUACGAACAACAUGGCAUGUGGGACAAGGCCCAGCAAUUGUACGAGAACGCUCAAAUCAAGGCUCGCUCCGGCGCCAUGCCAUUCUCACAGGGAGAAUAUUACCUCUGGGAAGAUCACUGGCUCAUCUGUGCUCAGAAGCUCCAGCAGUGGGAAAUCUUGAGUGACUUUGCCAAACACGAGAAUCUCAACGAUCUUCUUCUCGAAGCAGCCUGGAGAAACAUUGAGAACUGGCAGAGUGACAACAACCGCGAACAGUUGGAUUCCCUUAUCAAAUCGGUCUCUGAUGCUCCCACUCCACGUCGCACAUUCUUCCAAGCCUUCAUGUCGCUACUCAACUUCCACCUUAAGAAGGACGGUAUUCAGGAGUUCAACAAUAUCUGCGACGAGUCAAUCCAACUGUCCAUUCGCAAGUGGCACCAACUUCCGAAGAGGAUCACCAACGCCCACAUUCCGAUUUUGCAGCACUUCCAACAACUAGUCGAGCUGCAUGACGCUAGUGUGAUUUGCAACAGCCUGUCUCAGACAAAUGAACGGAACUUGGACACCAAAUCAGCCGAACUGAAGUUGCUUUUGGGUACCUGGCGAGACCGAUUACCCAAUGUCUGGGACGAUAUCAAUGCCUGGCAGGAUCUGGUUACAUGGCGUCAACACAUUUUCCAACUGAUCAACGCUACCUAUCUCGGCUUGCUGCCACCCCAGACAAACAAUGUCGCAAGCAACUCAUACGCCUAUCGCGGUUAUCACGAGACGGCGUGGAUCAUCAAUCGAUUUGCUCAUGUUGCUCGUAAACAUCAAAUGCCAGACGUUUGCAUCAAUCAAUUGAGCCGGAUUUAUACUUUGCCCAACAUUGAGAUUCAAGAAGCUUUCUUGAAAUUGAGGGAACAAGCGAAGUGCCACUAUCAAAACCCCAAAGAGCUUUCCAGUGGCCUCGAUGUUAUCAACAACACCAACCUCAAUUACUUUGGUGCACAGCAGAAAGCCGAGUUCUACACUCUCAAGGGAAUGUUUCUGGCAAAAUUGAACAAUGUUGAAGAAGCUAAUGACUCGUUUGGUGUUGCACUCUAUUACGAUCUCAAGCUUGCGAAAGCAUGGGCAGAAUGGGGACAGUUCAAUGAUCAACGUUUCAAGAUGGACCCAACAGACUAUGAGCUCGCAGGCAACGCAGUCAGCUGCUAUCUCGAAGCUGCUGGACUCUACAAGAACGCCAAAUCUAGGAAAUUGCUCAGUCGUAUCCUUUGGUUGCUCAGCCUUGAUAACGAAGAAGGCCGUGUCUCAAGUGCGUUUGAAAAUUUCAAGGGCGAUACUCCAGUGUGGUAUUGGAUCACAUUCAUCCCACAGCUUCUCACAAGCCUUAGUCGUCGUGAGGCCCGUCUGUGCAAGGCGGUGUUGGUCAAGAUUGCCAAACUUUAUCCACAAGCCUUGUUCUUUUUGCUUCGCACGAAUAGGGAAGAUAUGAUCAGUAUCAAGAAGACACAAGAGGCGAAGCAAGAGAAGCUCAACAGGGCUAAGCAACAGGCAUCGCCCAAUACGAAGGUGGAAGCCGCACGACCUGGAACUGCGGCCGGUGAAGAGAAUCCACAGUCUUCUCCUGCUGUUGCCAAUACUGCUACCCCUCAGAAUGCUGCUGCUCAGCCUAAUGGCCAGCCUCACGCACAGGCUUCAGCACCAACCCAGAGUCCAGCACAGCAACAGACACCAGCACAAGGACAAGUUCAAACUCAACCCCAGCAACAGAACCAGGCUCAAGGACAGGCUCCAGCUCAGAAUUCCGCACAGCCCGCAAAUCCUGGAGAAGCGGAGAAGGAGCCUCUCAAGAAACCAUGGGAGUACUCGGAGGAGAUUAUGGCAGGCUUGAAGACAGCUUUCCCGCUGUUGGCACUUUCGAUGGAGACCAUGGUUGAUCAAAUCCAAAAGAACUUCAAAUGUCCCCCUGAUGAAGAUGCUCAUCGCUUGAUCGUGGCAUUAUUGAACGAUGGCCUUGCAUAUGUCGGCCGCACACCUGUAGCUUACGCUCAAGAUUUCAAGCUACCGCCUGCCACGGAAGCCAAUAUCACCMGAUUCGCCGAGACUAUUCUUCCUGCGCAUAUUCGCAAAUCUUUCGAAGCCGAUUUUGUGGUUAAGAAGAUCACAAUGUUCGAGUAUGUGCAGAAACUGCGACGUUGGCGCGACAAAUUCGAAGAAAAGCUUGAUCGCCGUCCACAGUCGCAGUCUCUCGAAGUGUACUCUCCUCAUCUCAGCGAAUUUAGAUUCUUGAAGUUUGAGGAAGUCGAGGUUCCUGGACAGUAUCUCUUGCAUAAGGAUAAGAACCAAGACUUUGUUCGCAUCGACCGCUUCUUGCCAGAUGUGGACUUGGUUCGGGGCAUUGGUGUUUGUCAUCGCCGUCUCAAGAUUCGCGGUCUUGAUGGAAGCAUUCAUCCUUUUGCUGUUCAACACCCUGCAGCCCGCCAUUGCCGCCGUGAAGAGCGCAUUCUACAACUCUUCCGCAUCUUCAACGGUGUUUUGGCCAAGCGUAAAGAAAGCAGACGUCGCAAUCUUUACUUCCAUCUGCCGCUGAUGGUUCCCGUUGCUCCUCAUAUUCGCUUAGUACGCGAUGAUCCAUCAUACAUUUCCAUGCAAGGCAUAUACGAAGACUACUGUAGGCGAGAAGGCAUUAACAAAGAUGAGCCUGUGCUUUUCACAAUGGAAAAGAUGCGCGGGCUUGCUGAGAUGAAACAGAGCCGUUCUAUGGAACAACAGCAUGUACUUAGAACGGAAAUCCUCACUGCAAUCCAGGAGAAAUGGGUACCAAAUACGGUCAUGUUGGAUUACUUCCAAAAGACUUACCCGAACUACGCGGACUUCUGGUUGUUCCGUCGCCAAUUCUCAUACCAGUACGCUACCAUUUGUUUCAUGACCUAUGUCAUGCAUAUUGGCAACCGGUACCCUAACAAGAUUUCUAUUUCUCGUGCCACGGGUGACAUUUGGGGCUCUGAGUUGAUCCCAAGCAUCAACCCAACGAAGGCCUUCUUCUUCAACCCAGAACAAGUUCCUUUCCGUCUUACUCCUAAUAUUCAGACCUUGAUGGGACCUAUUGCUACCGAAGGUGUCUUUGCCUGUGCUCUUAUGGCCAUUGCUCGCUGUCUUACAGAGCCACGUCAUGAAUUGGAGCAACAGCUCAGUCUCUUUGUACGCGAAGAGAUGAUUUUUUGGGCUACGGCUCAUCAUCGUGGAAACGUCUCGGAAAAUCAGCUACGCGAGCUGGUCCAGAGCAACAGUGCCAUCAUCGUCAAUCGUGCUAUCAGCCUCGCUAGUCCCCCAGAGGGCAACUUGCCUGCCAACCAGACCACCAUCGAUCUCAUCUCGAAGGCCGUCAAUCCUCAAUCUCUGGCUGCUGCCGAUGCUCUCUGGAUGCCAUAUUUGUAA